Cucurbita maxima (winter squash) is the source of this 2215-nucleotide messenger RNA. RefSeq names its product dynamin-related protein 1E-like. NCBI's taxonomy places the organism in Eukaryota, Viridiplantae, Streptophyta, Magnoliopsida, Cucurbitales, Cucurbitaceae. The record is from RefSeq and is a predicted model, not a curated record. Gene Ontology annotation, cellular component: microtubule; cytoplasm; membrane. The transcript is spliced from 15 exons. Gene Ontology annotation, molecular function: GTPase activity; microtubule binding; GTP binding. Bases 29 to 2008 code for a protein of 659 amino acids.
CCCACAACGCGCAAAAAUAGCUCUCCUUAUGUUCUUCGACGUCUUCUCCUUCUUCACUCUGAUCAUACUCACUUUGCUCUCGGUGAUCGUCUCCCAUGCUUCGAAUUCGAGCUCUUCUUCUACUUGUGUAGUGAAAGAUAAAGAGGAGGACGCUGAACUCGGCGAAAUGGCUACCAUGGAGAGCUGGAUCGGCCUCGUUAACCGUAUACAGAGGGCUUGUACUGUUCUUGGUGAUUAUGGCGGUGAUUCUGCCUUGCCUACUCUUUGGGAUGCUCUUCCAUCCGUCGUCGUCGUUGGCGGCCAGAGCUCCGGAAAAUCAUCAGUAUUGGAGAGCAUCGUUGGUCGUGAUUUUCUUCCCAGGGGAUCAGGAAUUGUUACGCGGAGGCCUCUAGUUUUGCAGCUCCAGAAGACAGAACCAGGAAGAGAGGAGUAUGCAGAAUUUCUUCAUCUGCCUAAGAAAAAAUUCUCAGACUUCUCAAUGGUUAGGAAGGAAAUUGAAGAUGAAACUAAUAGUUUGACUGGGAGAUUAAAACAGAUUUCUCCUGUUCCAAUUCAUCUUAGUAUCUACUCUCCAAAUGUGGUCAAUUUGACACUUAUAGAUUUGCCUGGUUUAACAAAGGUUGCUGUAGAAGGACAGCCUGAGAGCAUUGUUCAGGAGAUUGAGACAAUGGUCCGUACUUAUGUCGAAAAGCCAAACUGCAUUAUUUUGGCCAUAACUUCAGCUAAUCGAGAUAUUGCAACGUCUGAUGCUAUUAAACUUUCUCGAGAGGUUGACCCCACAGGUGAAAGGACAUUUGGGGUGUUGACAAAGCUUGAUUUGAUGGAUAAAGGAACAAAUGCUUUGGAAGUUCUUGAAGGAAGGUCCUAUCGACUUCAUCACCCUUGGGUUGGAGUUGUCAAUCGUUCUCAAGCUGAUAUCAAUAAGAAUAUUGACAUGAUUAUUGCUCGGCGAAGGGAACGUGAAUUUUUUGCUUCUAGUGUUGACUACAGACACUUGGCUGGCAAAAUGGGGUCAGAGCAUCUAGCAAAACUCCUCUCAAAGCACCUAGAGUCUCUGAUAAAAACACGUAUGCCAGGCAUUGCAUGCUUGAUUAACAAAAGCAUAGACGAAAUUGAAGCUGAGCUUCAUCAGCUUGGGAAGCCUGUUGCAAUUGAUUCUGGGGCUCAUUUACAUACUAUCCUAGAGCUUUGCAGUGCUUUCGACCUGGUGUUCAAGGAUCAUCUCCAUGGGGGGCGACCUGGUGGUGAUCGGAUAUGUAGUGUUUUUGAUAAUCAGCUCCCUCAUGCUCUGAGAAGGCUUCCCUUUGAUCGCUACCUUUCACUGCAAAAUGUGAGGAAAGUGAUAUCGGAGGCUGAUGGAUACCAACCUCAUCUGAUUGCGCCGGAGCAUGGUUAUCGACGCCUUAUUGAAGUUGCAGUCAAUUAUUUUAGAGGUCCAGCUGAAGCUUCAGUAGAUGCUGUUCAUUCCAUUUUGAAGGAACUUGUUAGAAGAUCACUGGCAGAAACUCAGGAGCUGAAGCGCUUUCCCACUCUCCAAGCUGAAGUUUCAAGAGCUGCAAACGAAGCGUUAGAGAGAUUUCGAGAAGAUAGUAAAACGACAACCUUACGAUUGGUUGACAUGGAAUCCUCCUACAUAACAGUCGAUUUCUUUCGAAGGCUCCUACAGGAUGAUGAAAAGGGAGGAAUCCCACCAGCUGCAGCUUCCAUAGAUAGGUAUGCGGAGACACAUUUCCACCAGAUAGCAUCAAAUAUUACCUCUUAUAUCAGGAUGGUGUCUGAGACACUGAGGAACAGUAUUCCAAAGUCUGUUGUUCAUUGUCAAGUCAGGGAGGCAAAGCGAUCUAUACUAGAUUACUUUUAUGUGCAAUUGGGACAAAUGAAGGGUAAUCAACUUGCAGCUCUUCUUAAUGAAGAUCCUGCUUUGAGGGAAAGGCGACAGCAAUGUAUCAAAAGGCUUGAACUACAUAAAUCUGCAAGGGAUGAGAUUGACUCAGUCUCAUGGUCCUGAUAAGGACAGGUAAAAACUGCACCAGAAAAUCUUUCUUAAUGCAAUGGUAAGGAUUAUAUGAUCAAAUUUUGGUGUAUAUGAGUGUAAAGCUUGUUUUUCUUAGAUUAGGUCCCUUCCUCUUUCUUGCAAGUCUCCGAUUUUUGCUUGAUUUGUGCCUUUUGUCCUUCCUUGUUUUGGGUAAGAAAGGAAAUGAUUAAUUCUGGAACU